Messenger RNA from Oryza brachyantha (malo sina), 1781 nucleotides. RefSeq names its product UDP-glycosyltransferase 90A1-like. NCBI's taxonomy places the organism in Eukaryota, Viridiplantae, Streptophyta, Magnoliopsida, Poales, Poaceae. The coding region runs from base 23 to 1489 and encodes 488 amino acids. The record is from RefSeq and is a predicted model, not a curated record. The transcript has a single exon. Gene Ontology annotation, molecular function: UDP-glycosyltransferase activity.
UUAACGCCCCAAAGUGCAAACCAUGGCUCCUGCUCCUUUGGCUUCGGGAAGCCAUGGCGGCCUCCCUCAUGUAGCUAUCUUCCCGUUCAUGGCGAAGGGCCACACCAUCCCGCUCAUCCAGCUCGUCAACUACCUCCGUCACCACCAGCUCGCCACAGUCACCUUCUUCACCACCCCCGGCAACGCCGCGUUCGUCCGUGAUGGGCUCUCGUCCGGCGCCGGUGAUGACGACGACGACGACGUAGCUGUGGUCGAGCUGGAGUUCCCUGUCGACGCGCCGGGCAUCCCGCCGGGUGUCGAGAGCGCCGAGGGGCUCGCGUCGAUGGUGUCGUUCGUCGCCUUCACGGACACCGUGUCGCUGCUGCGGCCGCAGUUCGAGGCGUCCGUCGCCGCCAUGCGGCCUCCGGCGAGCUUCAUCGUCGCCGACGCGUUCCUGUACUGGGUCAACGAAUCCGCCGCCAGGCUCGGCGUCCCCAAGGUGUCCUUCUUCGGCAUCUCGACGUUCUCACAGGUGAUGCGCGAGCUGAGGAUCCGCCACGACCCGUGCGCCGCGAUGAAGCCCGGCGACGUCGACGACGACGGCAACCCAGCCACCUUCACGGUUCCGGAAUUCCCGCACAUCAAGGUCACGUUCGAGGAUCUCAUGGCGACGUUCGGCGAGCCGGCGGCGGUCGCGAUGAUGUUGGAGCUCGACGGCAAGCUGGGGAAGGCCAUCACGGAGAGCCACGGCCUGAUCAUCAACACGUUCCAUGGCCUAGAGGCUCCCUACAUCGAGUUCUGGAACGACCAUGUCAAGCCCAGGGCCUGGGCCGUCGGCCCGCUCUGCCUCGCGCAACCGCCGGCGUCGUCCGCGCCGGCCGCUGCCCGGCCGUCGUGGAUGCAGUGGCUGGACAAGAAGGCGGCCGCCGGCCGGCCUGUGUUGUACGUGGCGCUCGGAACCCUGGCGGCGAUCCCAGAGCUGCAGCUCCGGGAAGUCGCCGACGGGCUGGAGCAAGCUCAGGUGGACUUCAUAUGGGCAGUGAGGCCCAAGAACAUCGACCUCGGGUUAGGGUUCGAGGAACGCACCAUGGACAGAGGUCUAGUCGUAAGAGAGUGGGUGGAUCAGCUCGCGAUCCUGCGACACGAGAGCGUGGGAGGGUUCGUCAGCCACUGCGGGUGGAACUCGGUGCUCGAGAGCGUCGCCGCCGGCGUGCCGCUGGCGGUCUGGCCCAUGCUAGCGGACCAGCCAUUCAACGCAAGGUUCUUGGCCGACGAGCUCAGGAUAGCGGUUAGGGUUUCGACGAGCGACGGCACCAUGCGCGGCUUGGUUCCAAGCGAGGAGAUCUCGAGGGUGGCGAGGGAGCUGAUGAGCGGCGAGGUCGGGGCGGCGGCGAGGAAGAGGGUGGUGGAGCUGUCGGUGUUGGCCAAGGAAUCCAUGGUCGAAGGAGGACGAUCGUGGGUCGCAGUCAAGGAGAUGAUCAGUGAGUUGUGUGCAGCAAACGAUGUGUAGUGAUGUUGUUCUUGAUGAUGGUGUCUGUGAAUAAUCCUGGUUCUCUGACUUUGUUUAUAAAAGUCACAGAAAUCAGUUAAGUUCUGUGAAUUUUUCGUUUGUUCUGAGCUGCUUUGAUGCAUAUUUCACCCAUGUGUAUUUCACACAAAUUUCAUUAGGACGUGAAGUAAUUUUUUUUAAGAUGCAUGCAUCAGUUCUUUUAGAGCAAUUUAACGCGUCAGUUUUUAGGGACACUGGAUUAGUUAACGCUAAAGAGAUUCUUAUACACGUAAGCUUAAUGAUGUUAACUGGG